AUGUCUUCUUUCCAAUACAAACAUGUUCUUCUUAUCGGGGCAACUUCCGGUAUUGGCCUUGCUAUGGCCAAUCGGCUUCUUGAGAGUGGUCUCAAAGUCACAGCUGUCGGUCGUCGCCAGGACCGUCUGGAUGAAUUUGUGCGCAUGAACGGCGAUGGGAAUGCUAGUGGAGUCGUGUUUGAUAUAGCUGACCUGAAGGCCAUUCCCCGCUUCGUCGAGAGGGUGAUCGAGCAGUCGCCCGACAUUGACUGCGUCUUUUUCAACGCGGGUGCCCAGCACAUGUACGACAUGACCGACCCGGCCAAGUUUGAUCUCGAUCAGUUCCAGAGUGAAGUGAGCGUCAACUUCAACAGCUUUGUCGCUCUAACCCAUGCCUUCUUGCCUUUCUUGAUCAAGAAAGAUACUCCGACCAGUUUCAUCUUUACGGGCUCUCAUAUUGCAAUUGUGCCUGCUUUCCCCAUGCCGGCCUAUUGCGCAUCUAAGGCGGCGUUGAAUGUCUUCACACUAUGCUUACGCGAGCAGCUAUCUAAGACUCACGUUAAGGUCAUUGAGAUAUCGCCUCCUGUGGUGCAAACCGAGCUUCAUGAUUACAUGGGAGAAGAGAAGGGGCGCAGCAUGGGCAUGCCUGUUGCUCAAUUUACUGAGGCUGCAUUUGAAGGACUGGCGGCUGGCAAGGAAACAAUCGUCAUUGGUUCCGCUGGACCCGCGGAAGAGUUUAAUGAUCUUCUCGAUAAGAGACGAAUUGCCUUUAAUGGGAUGACCAACUUGAUCCGGAAGAACUUUUGA
Penicillium nucicola is the source of this 786-nucleotide messenger RNA. Its product is annotated as oxidoreductase, short-chain dehydrogenase/reductase family. Bases 1 to 786 code for a protein of 261 amino acids. The record is from RefSeq and is a predicted model, not a curated record. NCBI's taxonomy places the organism in Eukaryota, Fungi, Ascomycota, Eurotiomycetes, Eurotiales, Aspergillaceae. Gene Ontology annotation, molecular function: oxidoreductase activity. The transcript has 4 exons.